CCGCCUGCGGGGAUUGGAGCGGCUCGGAGCAGGCGUUUAAAGAUGGCGGCAGCGGUGCGGAGUGGGGGACGGUUUUCGUGAAGCGGCAGAGCUCUUCCCACCCCUCACACCCCCCCCUCCCCCCGCCCCACUCGCGGAGGAGCGCCGGGGAUCCCGGGGAUGGCUCAGGUUGAAAGAAGAAAGGGAGACCUGCUUGUCCAGUGAAGAUGCAGUCUUAGUCUUCAGCUAUUUAAGCUGAAUGCAUUGUGAUUUCCAAUAAUUGAGACAGUGAUUCUGAAAGCUGUCUACAUUAAUGAAAAGAACAAUGUAGUCAGCUUAACUGAAUCAUCAGUGUUGCAUAUUGAAUAGAACAUGAUAAACCAAUCUUGAUGGACUUAUGCAUGUUAGGAAUAUAGAUAUAAACAUUUAUUAAAGCAUUGUUUUUUUUAAAACAGUAGUUUUAAAAAUGGAGAAAUAUGAAAAUGUACCACCCCUCCCUAAAGAACCUGCAAGAGAAAUGAAUGUGGAGAAUCAUACUUGUCCCCCACCUUUGCCGCCUAAUGAACAGCCUCCACCACCUCCCCUGCAAACGUCCAGUGACGCAGAGGUAAUGGACGUUGGCUCUGGUGGUGAUGGACAGUCAGAUACCCCUGCUGGGGACACGCACAGUAUCUGCAGAACACAGCUUCUCACAAAGGGAUCUGCCUGCUACAAAAGUCGUCUUAUAAUAGACCCUAACAAUAGUGACCAAAGCCCAAGAACUGCUCGUCAUGCACCUUCAGUUCGAAAGUUCACCCCAGAUCUUAAGUUACUUAAAGAUGUAAAGAUUAGUGUUAGCUUUACAGAAAGCUGCAAAAGCAAAGAUAGGAAAGUUCUGUACACUGGAGUUGAGCAGGAUUAUAAGGCAGAUACAGAUUUUGGUAUUAAUACUGUCAAUGGGGAUUUGCAUGUUUGUCCUUUUGGUGGUAGUAAUGGUAAAGCUGUAGGAGUAGGGGGUGAAAAUGAUGACAAGAAGGAUGAUGAAAAUGAUAUUGAUCAGGAAAAAAGAGUGGAAUAUGCAGUUCUGGAUGAACUAGAAGAUUUUACCGACAAUUUGAUGGAAAUAGAUGAAGAAGGAGGAGGGUUCACAUCUAAAGCAAUCGUUCAAAGAGAUAAAGUGGAUGAAGAAACCUUGAAUUACUCAUAUGAGGAUGACUUUGAUAAUGAUGUGGAUGCUCUGCUGGAAGAGGGCCUUCGAGCACCCAAAACAAGAAGACUAGAAAAUGAGAAAUACGGUGGUGAAAGUGAUCACCAGUCUGAUGGAGAAACAAGUGUGCAGCCAAUGAUGACCAAAAUUAAAACUGUACUUAAAAGUCGUGGCCGCCCUCCAACAGAACCAUUGCCGGAUGGAUGGAUCAUGACAUUCCAUAAUUCGGGCAUUCCUGUAUAUCUGCACAGAGAAUCUAGAGUUGUUACCUGGUCUAGACCUUAUUUCUUGGGAACAGGAAGCAUAAGGAAACAUGAUCCUCCCCUUAGUAGCAUUCCCUGCUUGCAUUACAAAAAAAUGAAGGAAAAUGAGGAAAGGGAACAAAACAAUGACAUAACUCCAAAUGGGGAAGUAUCACCUGUAAAGCACCUAGAUAAAUCUUCAGAACUAGACUGCCAAACAGAAGAACCAGAUUCUACUGCUGCUGAUUCUGGGCCUUUAGAUGACAAAGACCCUUCAGGGGGAGAUGCAGCACAAGGAGCCUUAGGACAAGUUAAGGCCAAAGUUGAAGUAUGUAAAGAUGAAUCUGUAGAUCUGGAAGAUUUUAGACGCUAUCUUGAAAAGCGUUUUGACUUUGAACAAGUUACUGUAAAAAAAUUCAGAACCUGGGCUGAGAGACGGCAGUUCAAUCGUGAAAUGAAGCGGAAGCAGGCAGAAUCCGAGCGGCCUAUUCUGCCUGCCAAUCAGAAACUCAUUACCUUAUCUGUGCAGGAUGCACCUACAAAGAAAGAAUUUGUCAUUAAUCCCAAUGGGAAAUCCGAAGUUUGCAUACUGCAUGAAUAUAUGCAACGAGUCCUAAAGGUUCGCCCUGUUUACAAUUUCUUUGAAUGUGAGAACCCAAGUGAACCUUUUGGAGCCUCAGUGAUUAUUGAUGGAGUAACUUAUGGGGCAGGAACUGCCAGCAGCAAAAAACUUGCCAAGAAUAAAGCUGCUCGAGCUACACUGGAAAUCCUUAUUCCCGACUUUGUUAAACAGACCUCUGAGGAGAAGCCCAAAGACAGUGAAGAACUUGAGUAUUUUAACCAUAUCAGUAUUGAGGACUCACGGGUAUAUGAACUCACCAGUAAAGCUGGACUCUUGUCUCCAUAUCAAAUUCUCCAUGAGUGCCUUAAAAGAAACCAUGGAAUGGGUGAUACAUCCAUAAAGUUUGAAGUGAUUCCUGGUAAAAAUCAGAAGAGCGAAUAUGUCAUGACCUGUGGCAAGCACACAGUGCGAGGCUGGUGCAAAAAUAAAAGAGUGGGGAAACAAUUAGCUUCUCAGAAAAUCCUACAGCUACUGCAUCCACAUGUGAAAAAUUGGGGCUCUCUUUUGCGUAUGUAUGGUAGAGAGAGUAGCAAGAUGGUUAAACAGGAAACCUCUGAUAAAAGUGUGAUAGAACUUCAGCAGUAUGCCAAAAAGAACAAGCCAAAUCUGCACAUCCUGAACAAGUUACAGGAAGAAAUGAAAAAACUGGCACAAGAAAGAGAGGAAACACGGAAGAAACCCAAGAUGACAAUAGUGGAAUCGGCUCAACCUGGCAGUGAACCUCUCUGUACCGUUGAUGUGUAAUGAGAAAAUACACAAGUGGGGAGCAAUAACACAAAUGGAGAAACAAGAUUUUCAUCAAAUACUUAAAAAUUGUUUGCUGCAGAAUGCAAGAUAACUUUUAAAAUCCAAGCUGCUUCAGUUAUGCAUUGUUCUUUUUGCAUCAUCAGGGCAAUAUUACUUUUUCCUAUUUUCUUUUUUUUCUUUUUUUUUUUUUUUAAUACCUCUGAGAUAUGUACGUUUAACAGAUUGAUCAUAAAGAUCUCUACUUGGGCAAAUGCACAGAGAACAGGCAUGUUCACACGAGAUAAUCAAUCAAGCACUUUUUUCUGGAAAGCCAUCCAUGUUGUUUGAAAUGGAUGUGUUUUAAGGUUGAAAUACAGAAUAUGUACAGGUUGAAGCUGAUAUAUAUAUAUACACAUUCAUAUAUAUGUAUAUAUAAAAGAAAUAUAUGUACAUCUUCUUGUAUGAACAUGCCUAAAACUAUUUUUGUGAAAAGUUUUGUUGCAUUUCAGCACAUAAUAAUAUGCACUGAUAAGACACUUUGGUGACAAAUACAUGGAAGUGAUGAGCAAUGUUCCUAAUGCCAUAGGAUUAGGCCAGUAAUGCUGUUUCUUUUUGUUUUGUUUUUUUUUGUCUCCUGCCAGAUUUAGUUAUUCAAGAUCACAGUAUGCAGAUUUUAUUAUUACUUGAAAAGAACAAGUAUACCUGGUAGUGUUAAGAGCAACAGGCUGGGUAUCCAAAAUUAUUGGGUCUUAUUUUAAUUGAAAAGAGCCUAUGUUUACAGAUCAUUUGAAAGGGGAAAAUAUGGCCCUAUUUAUUUGAUUAAAAUAAAAACUGUAAUUUGUAAGGCUGUUUUCAAAGCUUGGAGCCAAAAUGCAGCUGAUGAUGGUUGACAGUCUGAAAAUAUUUUGCCAAUGAUGUGUUUAAAGACCUUCCACUCCCUUCUACCAGCAAUAAAACAAUUUCUGAUUUGUUUGGAGUCAGAAUACAUCUGACUUGAUCAAUUAAGUCUUAAUUAACUUGCACCAUAAUAGAAAAUAAUUAAAUAAAAAUUAAAAAAAAAAAAAACAACAACAAAAAUUAAAACCAACAACCCUAAGGAAUUUGAAAUAACUGCAGCAAAAUAGGUUUUAUAAGAAGUUUUUGGUUUUACUUUUUUAAUUACAUUUUUAGUUUUUAAAGAAAAGGUGUAACUUCUGCAAGGAAAAUUAGAAUGUAGAUUUGGAAUAUGACAUAGAGUAAUGAGUAGAACGAGACCGUAACAGGCUAUACUGACAAACAAGAAAAUCACAAAUAUGCAACUAUCAUAAAAUACAAUCUUAGAAAACAGGCAGUACUCACUAUGUCAUCUGAGGCUUUAUUACAUUAAGCACAGAAGAAAUACUUCUGGCUGUAGUGAAAGCACUGCUUUGUGGGGUUUGUUCUUCAUACGGGGUUCUUCGCUGGGUGAUUGCAGUAAGCUUCUCUUAGAACCGUUUCUGUGGGUUCUUCGGUUUGUUCUUAGAGGAGAGUAAAAACCAAGCUGGUGGUAGGGCUUCAGUGAUUUAUCCAAGAGUUGUAUUGCUACGUUUUACCCUCCUGUUCCUGUAGGAGUGAGAGAGGUCAGUUCUCUAGAACUGCUGCAGCUCCUGGUACUUACCUGGACAGGGAUCUGGGGGCUCGAGGGGGUUUGGUUUGAUUUGGUGGUUGGGGUUUUUUACCAUGUUUUACAUACAGAGUGCUGCAGUAUAAUGAAAUUAGUGCCUACUGGAUUCUAACCAUAUUGGCAUCAGUAUUGUAAGACCUCCUUUUAAUAUCACCCAUUAUUGUGGAAAUAUAUGGAUUUUAAUUUAUAUCUCAAAUUAAUGUUUUCUAAUAUGUUGCAUAUGUUUGAGGUUAAACAGGAGGAGGCUUGGAGUUUUACCUGUUUCUGUGUUUGAGUGAUAUGCUCAGAGGUCUCUGCAAAUACAAAUUCACCCAUUAUUAUAUUUAGCUUUUCAGUUCCACAAGUUGUAAUCCUGUAACCGUGUAACAGGAUACGGGUAGUUGGAAGACUAUACAUAAACUAUUACUUAAACAAGUGGCCUAUCUAAAAAAACAACAAAAAAAAAAACAAAAACAAACAAAAAAAAACACAAAAAACACUGCCUCUGCUUUUUUUUGUAUAGCUUUAAUAAAUCUCCAUCUUUUGAAGGGUAUAUAAUAUUGGUGCAGUAGUGACAAGCAGUGAUGACUGUUUGUCUCUCUCUUUGUUUUUCUUUCUUUUUUUUUUUUACUUUGGUUUUCAGAAAGACAGGGCUUAUCUUCUAUGCCUAAAUGUAUUACUCUUUUAGGUAGGUUUUACUUCAGCUUAGGCGUUUUCAGCAGAAAAAUCUGUACUUGGAUGGCACUGUAAAAGACAAAUCACCCUUGUAGAGCUUUUUAUUUUUCUGAAAUCAGAAUGUCAAUGCAUUUGCAGGUCACCUGCAGAAUAUCCAUAGAUGCCUCGCUUACAAAUUUGUUUUCAUUAUUUUUAAGAGGAUUGCUGUAUUACCUCAGUCUGCCACUAUCAGAAUCACAAGGUGACCAUUGCCCUUAAUUAAAAUAUCCAGAGAUUUCAUUGUGAACCAAAGCCUAGAACGUGUAUUAUGCAUUCUAAACAAAAACAAACACAAAAAGAUGGUAUUAGACCUUGCUGCAGCCUUUAACUGGAGAAAUGUCCAGAAAAUAGCGCAAUAACUGCUGGAACAAACAACUUAACUGCUGUUUAUGUCAUUGUGAAGUAUUCUUGUGUUUUAAUGUUUACUAUUGUUUGGAGUGUAACAGUCUUGCAUUUGCACAUAAGCACGAGCUGCUGUGAUAGAGGAUAGAUCAUUGCAUUAACUUCAGCUUCUGCAUGAACACUUACAGUGUGAUUCAAGAUGUAUCCUAAACUUGUCUUGUAACUCUUGUGUGUUUUCUAGGUAAUCGGCUGUAAAGGUUUAGAUCUUGAUUGUAUGAAUGCAUAAAACAACUGCUGCUUUUGUCACUGAUAUUCGUUAUUUAUCCCUUCUAUAUCCAGAGGAGGAUGGGUAUUUUUGUAGGGAUGGAGUGUAUUUUUAAGAACUGUUCCAUCCUUUGGGAAUUAGACAGUUUUUGCUUUGCAUAUUAUGUGCUUCUCGACAAAAGUGUGGUAUAUUGACUUUAAGGAUUAAAUUAGUGUGCAUUCAAAUCUUUAUGGUACUGAUGGAAAACUUACUGUGACUUCCAGUGAAUAGUCAGAUGCUACCUAUUUAAACACCAGCCAUCCAGCUUUUUCUUACAUAUUUAUUAAACAAAACUGAUGAAGUAGUUGGGUAUUCAGAAGUUUGGAAAGACUAUUAUGCAUAAACUUAACUGUUGUAUGUAAACUUCCACUUUCCUGUGAUGCUGUUAGGCUUUAUACAAGUAUAUUUGUAACAUCCAAGUAUUUAAAAGCAUCAUGAUUAUCUUAUUAAUUCUCUAGACUGUACUUUGGUUCUGGAGUAAAAUUCAGGAAGUGAUAGCCUCCUAACUUUCCAUGGGAAGAAAUGUGAAGUGCAAGAAGCCAUGCUGUUGUUAACCAAAUAAAAUGAUCAGUUACAGUAUUCUGAUGUGUAUCUAAGAAAGUGAAAAAACAAAAGAAAAUUAAUUCUUAUUGCCCAAGUAGGUAACAAUGGUUGCUGUAUGAAUUGUGUUGGGUGCAGUUGCUUGAUGCCAGUGCUAAAUUGGUACAACUAUAAAGCCUCAUUUUCACUGAGCCUCUGCUUGCUUUUUUUCUGCACAAUCAUAUAAUCCUAUGUGUUUGGUCUUUGAGUACUACAUGUGUAUUUUUCAGACAAUUAGUUUUGAGCAAUAAAGUUUGAUAUUAUAAAA
Messenger RNA from Tyto alba (common barn owl), 6583 nucleotides. It is a transcript of the gene DGCR8, whose product is annotated as DGCR8 microprocessor complex subunit. The coding region runs from base 446 to 2773 and encodes 775 amino acids. The transcript has 14 exons. The record is from RefSeq and is a predicted model, not a curated record. Lineage: Eukaryota; Metazoa; Chordata; Aves; Strigiformes; Tytonidae. Gene Ontology annotation, biological process: primary miRNA processing. Gene Ontology annotation, cellular component: microprocessor complex. Gene Ontology annotation, molecular function: double-stranded RNA binding; identical protein binding; heme binding.